GAAGCCGAAGGGGGUAAAUAAUUGGUCAAUACCCAUUGUUAUUAGCUUGACUUAAUAUAAUUGGGAUUACAAGAAGCGAAGCUGAGGAAAGGGAACUUGUGUCUUUGAAUCUUUCGAUUCUCAAUCGAUCAUCACUUGAGUGAUUCUCUUAUGGCUGGACCAUCAUGGAUAGUGGACGGUCAGAGAUUUGCAACCAAAAUCAAAAGUGCAUAUGAUCCUGAAAAGGUGAUAUGGGAGAGCAAUCCAUCUAAAGCUUGUCCAAAAUGCCAACAUGUAAUUGACAAUAAUGAUGUUACUCAAAUGUGGCCUGGAUUACCCAGAGGUGUGAAAUUUGAUCCAACUGAUCAAGAAAUUAUUUGGCAUUUACUUGCAAAAGUUGGUGUGGGAGGUUUAGAUCCCCAUCCUUUUAUUGACGAAUUCAUUCCUACUGUUAACAAGGAUGAUGGGAUCUGUUAUACCCAUCCUCAGAAUCUACCAGGUGUUCGGCAAGAUGGAAGUGUAUCUCACUUCUUUCAUAGAGCAAUCAAGGCUUACAAUACUGGGACUCGAAAGCGUCGCAAAAUUCAAGGUGACCUUUUUGGUGAUGUUCGUUGGCACAAGACUGGCAGGACUAAACCAGUGAUAUUGGAUGGAGUUCAGAGGGGCUGCAAGAAGAUUAUGGUUCUUUACACAAGCACAGUAAGGGGUGGCAAAGCAGAGAAAACUAAUUGGGUGAUGCAUCAGUAUCACCUGGGCACAGGUGAAGAUGAGAGGGAAGGAGAGCAUGUAGUUUCCAAAAUAUUUUAUCAGCAGCAACAGACUAACAAGUGUGACAAAACUGAAGAUUAUUUGCUUGAAAAUGUUGAUACUGUGAUUGCAAAAGUAGAUCCACUCACUCCCAAGUCUGUGACUCCUGAACCUCCUCGUACUGAAAGGCGAUGUCCAGACUUUGACUUGGGAAAAGAGUCUAUUGUCACUAAUGAUUGCACAGAUCUCUUUACUCAGCAACCUGUGAGAGAAGAUGUAGAAGUUCAAGUUCAAUCUGAAUGUGAGUACCCCGGUAAUGAUGACGAAUUCAAGAAUGAAAAUCUCUCUAAUCAAAUGAUGGAUAAUAAUGAUAAUGACAUUGAAGAAGAGCCAAAAUGGUGGGACAGUGAGUCACAGAAUCUGUUGGAUUCACAACAGCUUGUGGAAGGGCUAUCUUUGUGUGAUGAGCUCCUUCAAAGCCAAUCUCCUAACAGGUAUGGAAAUGAAAAUGGAAGAGCUAAUGGGAAACCCUGCCUUUCUGAUUAUGCCAAGUUAGGACCAGAGGAUUUGAAGAAGGAUCUAGAGGAAUGCCAAAAUCUGGAACUUGAUCCAGCUAACAUAGAACUUGAUACGCCUCCAGAGUUCAGACUAAGUCAGCUUGAAUUUGGAUCACAGGAAAGCCUUCUUGCAUGGGGUGGUGGUGGUAAGAUGUUAGACUAAGUAAAUGGUUUUUGGUGGCUUUAACCCUGCUAGACAUAAGUAUAUGGUUUUGGGUAGCUUCAACACUCAUCAUGGCAGAAAGCAUCAUUUUGUGCACAUAUUAUUUUGGAUACUCGACCUAGUUGAUGGGGGUUUUUAAACUCUUAAUUGUUUUCGGUGGAUGACUCGAUCUGUAAUCCCUAGUUGAGAAGUAAUGGUUCUCGCAAACUAAGCUGUAAUUAAUGCUCAUGUCGUUCUAAUGCUUAUACCAAAAUUAUGGAUCAUUUCUGUCUUGAGAGUGCUUCAAGCAAAAGUUCAGAGUCUUUUGUCAUAUUUUGUACUUGUGGUUCCACAACGUAAUGCUAAUAUAUUUUCAAGAGCA
Messenger RNA from Manihot esculenta (cassava), 1807 nucleotides. RefSeq names its product SUPPRESSOR OF GAMMA RESPONSE 1. Gene Ontology annotation, cellular component: nucleus. NCBI's taxonomy places the organism in Eukaryota, Viridiplantae, Streptophyta, Magnoliopsida, Malpighiales, Euphorbiaceae. Bases 151 to 1446 code for a protein of 431 amino acids. Gene Ontology annotation, biological process: regulation of DNA-templated transcription. Gene Ontology annotation, molecular function: DNA-binding transcription factor activity; transcription cis-regulatory region binding. The record is from RefSeq and is a predicted model, not a curated record. The transcript has 6 exons.